This is a messenger RNA of Salpingoeca rosetta, 823 nucleotides long. RefSeq lists its product as uncharacterized. Lineage: Eukaryota; Choanoflagellata; Craspedida; Salpingoecidae. Gene Ontology annotation, cellular component: mitochondrial envelope; membrane. Bases 69 to 527 code for a protein of 152 amino acids. Gene Ontology annotation, molecular function: heme binding; ubiquinone binding. The transcript is spliced from 6 exons. Gene Ontology annotation, biological process: tricarboxylic acid cycle; mitochondrial electron transport, succinate to ubiquinone. The record is from RefSeq and is a predicted model, not a curated record.
CAGGCGCACUCUCACAAGUGAAGCAAGCAACCAACCGAAAGCACAGCCACAGCAAGAAGCACACCACCAUGAUGGCCAGCCUUCGCGUUCUCUCUUUCGCGGCAGCCCGCCCGCAGAACCUGCUCCACCUCUGCCGCCCUGCCACUGCUCCUCUCCUCUCCCGCGUCUCCUCUCUCCACACUUCCGCGCCUCGUAACGCCGUUGCCACCAAGUCCACAUCCGACACGACGGGUCUUGGCCACUGGAAGCUUGAGCGUGUUGUGAGCGUUGCGCUUGUUGGUCUGGUCCCCGCGGCCUUUGUUGCACCUGGCCCCUUUGUCGACUACAGCCUGGCCGUCACCAUGCCCCUGCACACAUACAUGGGCAUGGACUGUGUGUUUACGGAUUACGUGCACGGUGCCAUGACCAAGCCUCUUGCCAAGUUCCUCAACGCCGUUGUGCACGUUGGCGCGCUUGGCGGCCUGCUGUACUUCAACGCGCACGACGUUGGCAUUUCGGAGGGCCUCAAGACUGUGUGGGCCCUCUAAGCGAGCAGCACCUGGCUGGUUGUUUGCUGUUGUUGUCACGCACUCGUUGCCUUUCUCUGUGUUGUCUCUCCCCACUUCUUCUGACUUUUCUGUGUCGCUUUUACGCCGUGUUCUUUUCUGCUUCUCCAUGCCAUGUCCCAUGUGUCUGGACCACCAAAUACACACACACACACGCAACGACAAGCCUCAUGUACAUGAAAACACCUCACUUCUUUUCCUUCCCUUCACUAAAUGUGCAGUCAGUCACGUGCGAUGUAGGGGUUUUUAUUGGAAGUUGUUGAGAGUCAGUCAGUCAC